Oncorhynchus masou masou (cherry salmon) is the source of this 1916-nucleotide messenger RNA. RefSeq names its product tumor necrosis factor receptor superfamily member 14-like. Lineage: Eukaryota; Metazoa; Chordata; Actinopteri; Salmoniformes; Salmonidae. The transcript has 4 exons. Gene Ontology annotation, molecular function: protein binding. Bases 1 to 684 code for a protein of 227 amino acids. The record is from RefSeq and is a predicted model, not a curated record. Gene Ontology annotation, biological process: positive regulation of cytokine production involved in immune response; positive regulation of peptidyl-tyrosine phosphorylation; negative regulation of alpha-beta T cell proliferation. Gene Ontology annotation, cellular component: external side of plasma membrane.
AUGAACCUAGCUAUCAUUUUGUGUUCACUUCUAACCAUUCAGUGCUCUAUUGCAUGUGGUAGAGCAGAGUACAGAACAGGUGAUGAAUGCUGUCCUAUGUGUUCACCAGGAAACCAGGUACAUAAACACUGUACAGAAUUUACAAGUACUUCCUGUGUCCCCUGUACCGACUCCACGUUCCUUGAUGAACCCAAUGGUCUUACAGCAUGCAUACCGUGUACAAACUGUGACCCAGGCUUUGGUUUGAAGGUAAAGCAGCCAUGUAGACCUUCAUCAGACACUGUCUGUGGGACACUGGAGGGGUUCUACUGUCUAGACCCAACUAAGGAUGGUUGUAGAGCAGCCCAGAGACACAGCAGCUGUAAACCUGGUCAAUACAUCAACCACACAGGAACAACAUCUACAGAUACUGUGUGUUCUGACUGUACUGGUGACACCUAUUCAGAUGGAUCAUUAACAGCCUGCCAGCCACACACACAAUGUGAUACCUUGAAGCUUCAGCAAAUUAAACCUGGAACUCAUUGGACCGACUCCGAAUGUGGAACACACGCCUCCCCUUCCAUAGCAAUAAUAUCUGCUGUGGUGAUGGUGCUGGUACUAGCUGUGAUGGCAGCAGUAGCUAUUAAAAGAAAAAGAAAAUAUCCUGUAUCUAGUGAGAUUAUUUGGGGGAAUUGUACAAUUUAAUUUAUUGUUUUAAUUGCCCAGAUGAACAAGUGAGAAACAUCCAACACUGAAUCAAAUCACAUUUUAUUUGUCACAUGUGAUGAGUACAACGGAUGGAGACUUACCGUGAAAUGCUUGCUUACGAGGCCUUCCAAAUGAUGCAGUAAAAAAAUAAAUAGAAAAUAGUAACAAGGAUUUAAAUAAAAUACACAAGAAUGCAGCUAUAUACAGGGAGUACCAGUACAGUUCCCAUGUGGGAACUGUUUGUAGAGCAUGGCGCUAGCAACGCCAUGGCUGUGGGUCCAAUUCCAUGGAGGAACAUUAUGGAUAAUGUAUGCACUCACUACUGUAAGUAGUGAUGGAAAAGGGUGUCUGCUACAUGUUUAAAAUAUCAGGGUAGCCUAGUGGUUAGAGCUUUGGACUAGUAACCGGAAGGUUGCAAGGUCAAAUCCCUGAGCUGACAAGGUACAAAUCUGUCAUUCUGCCCCUGAACAGGCAGUUAAGGCAGUUAACCCACUGUUCCUAGGCUGUCAUUGAAAAUAAGAAUUUGUUCUUAACUGACUUGCCUAGUUAAAUAAAGGUAAAAUAAAAUACUAAAGCAUACAAUAAUGGAGCUCCAUACAGGAAGUACCAGUACAAGAUGAAUAAAACAAAAUACACAAUGUUCUGAAAAUCAUGACAACACCCCUGUCAAACAUUGUUAUCUAGUUCCAAAUUAGUUUGUCUAAAUGUUGUUUCUUGUACUUUUCCAGAGACACAAAGCCCUACAGACGUAUGUAAAUUAAUAAUCCCCCAAUACCCACUUUAUACAGCAGUAUUCUCUAUCAUACUCAAUGUGGUAAGGAGAUGGCUGACAGGAAUGUCUAUUACCUCAAGGGUUGCACUUUUGAAAGUUUUAUUGAGUUGAGGUUUCCUUUUACUAGGUAUCAGACACUGAGCAAACAUCAAUGCUGUUUGUGCUGCCGAUCUGCGGCCAACAAGGCAGAGUUCAUCUCAGCCUAUGCCUCCCUCCAGUACCUCGACUUCUUGGCACUGACGGAAACAUGGAUCACCACAGAUAACACUGCUACUCCUACUGCUCUCUCUUCGUCCGCCCACGUGUUCUCGCACACCCCGAGAGCUUCUGGUCAGCGGGGUGGUGGCACCGGGAUCCUCAUCUCUCCCAAGUGGUCAUUCUCUCUCUCUCCCCUUACCCAUCUGUCUAUCGCCUCCUUUGAAUUCCAUGCUGUCACAGUUACCAGCCCUUUCAAGCU